Corylus avellana is the source of this 819-nucleotide messenger RNA. Its product is annotated as late embryogenesis abundant protein. NCBI's taxonomy places the organism in Eukaryota, Viridiplantae, Streptophyta, Magnoliopsida, Fagales, Betulaceae. The record is from RefSeq and is a predicted model, not a curated record.
AUCGAUAAGUUUAAGAUUCAUAAGGUGGCCGAUGUGACAUUUAUAACACUCAAACACUCUGAUAACAUGACUCGUGUGCAAUCAAAUUCUACGUGUCAUACGUAGAAUCGGGUUUUCUGGUCCCUUGAAUCGGACGUCGUUGCUGACAAUAUCUUCUCUCACUCCAAAGCGGAUCUUGUAUAUUUAGCUUAAGCUAGUGAUAUAAAGACCCAGAGAGGCACAAAGAUGAAUUACGCAAUUAUCCGAUCAACUCGAAUACAUCCACCUACUUUGUUCUCAGCACCUCUGCCGUAUAACGCUGGCCGGAAAGCGUGUGGGAUCGGAUUCAGGAAGGGCGCAACUAUGGCGAGCCAGCAACCUGAUAACAAGCAUAAGACGGACAAGGCCCACAACCCAAACGAGAAAACUGGGGACGUGAUGUCUCAUUCGUUUGGCGAGGGGUACUCCACCAGGUCGGAUGAGGAAGGAUUUGGUGGGAUAUAUGGAGGCAACCAGUCUAUUCCAAAGCCUGAGCAGGAUGGGCAUGUCCAUGAAAAUCACCCUGCUUAUGACAAGUCCCAAGGGAGCGAAGUGAAGGAGAAGGAAAAAGCGAGACACCAGACCAACGCAAAUUCUUAGAUUUUAAAUACUAUCCGUAACCUUUGUUUUCCGUAUAGCCAUGGCUAACGAUGUGUGAGCUGCUGCUUGUCUUUCUCCAUGUACGUCUGUCUCUAUGUAUUAAUGUUGCUCGGGACAGCUAUUUUUUCUUCUCCCCUCUUUUUUUUUUUCCCUAAAUAAAUUUUGGCUUUUAUGUUAUAGAUCCUUGGUAUUGUUCAUGCA